CUUCAUAACAUGAUCAAUGAAGUUGAUAUGAAUGGUAAUGGAACUAUAGAGCUCGGGGAGUUCUUGAAUCUCAUGGCAAGAAAAAUGAAGGAAUGUGAAGCGGAAGAGGAAUUGAGAGAAGCCUUCAAAGUAUUUGACAAGGAUCAAGAUGGUUACAUAUCUCCUAAUGAGUUGAGGCAUGUAAUGAUGAACCUGGGGGAGAAACUGACAGAUGAAGAGGUAGACCAAAUGGUUAGGGAGGCUGAUCUUGAUGGUGAUGGUCAAGUUAACUACGAGGAAUUUGUCAGAAUGAUGAUGUUGGGUUUUUAAUUCAUUCAUCAACCUCCUUCACUUUAUCUUUCCAACUUAUGUACUUAAAUUAAUAUAACAUAUGAUCGAUCCAUACGAAGCAAAAUGACUCAAUCGCAUGAUAGGAACAUGGGUUUAUAUUCACUGUAAUUAUAAUAAUAGAAAUUCACCUAAAAAACAAA
Pistacia vera is the source of this 470-nucleotide messenger RNA. Its product is annotated as calmodulin-like. Bases 10 to 309 code for a protein of 99 amino acids. Gene Ontology annotation, molecular function: calcium ion binding; enzyme regulator activity. The record is from RefSeq and is a predicted model, not a curated record. Lineage: Eukaryota; Viridiplantae; Streptophyta; Magnoliopsida; Sapindales; Anacardiaceae. The transcript has 3 exons.